AUGGCCAGCAUCUUCUGGAAGCUAAAGCACGAGCUUUUCCUCAGCGAUCCGACGUGGGAUAGAGAGAGGAGAGAGGAGAAGGGAGUGGUCCGAAGGCUGGAUAUAUUUUUCGAGUCCUAUAUUAUACUCUCGGCCAUAGUCAAGUAUCUUGAUCAGCGGAAUAUCUCAAAUGCCUAUGUCAGCGGCAUGAAAGAAGAUCUAUCUCUCUACGGCAACGAGUUGAAUUUUUUCACGACAUACUUCAACAUUGGCUAUCUCAUCGUCAUCCCCAUCUCGACAUAUGUCAUCAACAGCGUCGUGCGUCCGAGUAUCUGGCUUCCCACUUUGGAACUUUUGUGGGGCAUCUUUACUGGAACACUUGCAGCAGCUAAGAGUGCAAAGACCAUCUAUGGAAUCCGGUUCUUGAUUGGCUUCUGCGAGGGUACAGCGUGGCCAGGUAUCCUGGUUCUCCUUCUCAGCUGGUACACCCCAGCCGAGAUCGGUCUUCGGCUUGCUAUAUAUGAAAGCGCGUCGUAUGUGGGAGCAAUCUUUGCUGGAGGUCUGCAAGCGGCCCUCUAUACCAAGCUGAAUGGCAACGGAGGUCUUGCAGGGUGGCAAUGGCUCUUCAUCAUCAACGCCAUCAUCACCGUCACCGUAGCCACCUGGGGCUACUUUGGCUGUCCCGACUACCCCAACAAACCGAACCCUAUGGGGAAAUGGCUCCAGCAUCGACAUGUCAAAGUCGCUAUGAGGAGGAUGGGGAACCAGGGGAGGGCGAUGCCGGUGGGAUGGAACUGGGGGACUGUCAAGUCGCUGGUAUCGAGGCCUCAGAAUUGGGCUAUCUGGGCGGGGUACACCAUCUAUGGUCAAGCGGGAAGCGGGGUGGGAUACUUCAGCUUGUGGCUCAAGAGUCUGAAAAACGAUGAUGGGUCUGCCAGAUAUACCGUCUCGCAAGUCAACACCAUCCCCAUUGCGGUCAGCUGUCUCAACAUCAUCUCUCUCCUCGUCAUACUCGGUAUCUCCGACCGCUUCCGGGUCCAAUGGCCAUUUAUCCUCAUCUGCGCUGUUAACGGUCUCGUCUGGUCGAGCGUGCUCGCUGGUUGGAACGUCCCAGAUGCGUUAAAGAUGGCGAGCUUCUUAAUGCUCAGCAUUUCCGUUCCCGGCGCCAACCUAUUUGCAGCAUGGGUUGGUACGCUUGCGAAACAUAGUGCGGAAGAGCGGUCCGCUAUCAUUGCUGCUUUCUUGACGACGUAUUAUGCUAUCACAGCUGGGGCGCCGCUCAAGAUCUGGCCUGCUUCUGAGGCUCCGCACUAUAGGAUCGGAUGGACGUACGCCUCCGCCAUGUGGGCGGCUGUCAUCCCCAUCGUCCUGCUCAUUGUAUAUCUCGAACGUCGUCAAAGGCGUAUUGAUGACAGAUGCGAAAUCGAGCUCCAAGUUGGGGAUAACGGGUUGGAUGUUCAAAGCAACGAAGUCGUGGAGAGCAAAGUCAUAGAAAGCAGGGACAACGAGAAGUAUGGGAUUGACAAGGACGUGCUUAGGGGAGAGGCCAUCAGUGUUCUCGAGGAUCAUGGCGUAUCGGGGGAGUCUUCGCGGGUAUGGGAGGAACGGUCCUCUGCUGGGCGGGUACUUGCAGAACCGCGGCGUGGGUAA
Messenger RNA from Cryptococcus wingfieldii CBS 7118, 1629 nucleotides. RefSeq lists its product as hypothetical. Lineage: Eukaryota; Fungi; Basidiomycota; Tremellomycetes; Tremellales; Cryptococcaceae. The record is from RefSeq and is a predicted model, not a curated record. Gene Ontology annotation, cellular component: membrane. Gene Ontology annotation, molecular function: transmembrane transporter activity. Gene Ontology annotation, biological process: transmembrane transport. The coding region runs from base 1 to 1629 and encodes 542 amino acids. The transcript has 21 exons.